Messenger RNA from Penicillium alfredii, 849 nucleotides. RefSeq lists its product as uncharacterized. NCBI's taxonomy places the organism in Eukaryota, Fungi, Ascomycota, Eurotiomycetes, Eurotiales, Aspergillaceae. The record is from RefSeq and is a predicted model, not a curated record. The coding region runs from base 1 to 849 and encodes 282 amino acids. The transcript is spliced from 3 exons.
AUGGAUCAAGGUCAAUCAACAUCAGCUACCACCUCGAUCAUGGGAAAUGCAGUGGACCUAAAAGAGGAGAGGUGGCACUUUGGUCACGGUGAGAUUUAUGAUGUGACCACCAAGGUGACGCUGUCACAGCUGCGCCUUGUGUGCAGAGCAUUCAGUUCCCUAGCUGCCCCUCUGCUCUUUCGAAAAAUUCACUGCCUUGCCCAUGAGGAAAACCUGGCGCCUCUUCGAGGGCCCUCGGCUUUCUCCAGAAGCCUAUACACCCACCUUGUUCGGCAGUUUGAGGUGGGGAUUCGAGGCACCUGGAAGAGAAGUGAGAGAUACAAGACAUCUGUUCAGGAGCUGGAGAAGGUGCUUCCCGUUUGCCUAAGCCAUUUCUCUAACCUGUCUCUUUUGACGUUUAGCCUUCACCUUCCUGUCACCUCUAACAUCAGCGACUUCUUUGUUGAGCCCAGCUACGUGUCUCCUAUUGAGAGCGUCCUGGACCAACUGCACGAUCUGAGAAUCCAGGUCUGUGAUGACACCGGCCCCGAUGGAAACCGCGCCUUUCCAAAGCUGCCGUCGAAAGUGAAGCGCCGAUCUCCCAUCGCAGACCAUGUCUCUCGCAUAUUUCGCUUCAUCGGCUGUGCCACCAACCUCACCCUGGACCUGGAGAGCGCUGAUGAAUAUUCGAGCUAUUCGUCUAUGCCGGUGGUCAUCGGCUCCGACAAGCUCGUGGAGCUUUUUCGGCAAAUCAGCGAGACACUCAGUUGUGUCAAGUUCGAAGAAAUAGCGCUGCGAAGUGGGACCUGGCGACAAGUCUUCGACGAACUUAGGGGCGUCCCCCCGUCUUCACUAUCUCAAGAUCGAUAA